Messenger RNA from Maudiozyma barnettii, 1785 nucleotides. RefSeq names its product L-lactate dehydrogenase (cytochrome) (gene CYB2). NCBI's taxonomy places the organism in Eukaryota, Fungi, Ascomycota, Saccharomycetes, Saccharomycetales, Saccharomycetaceae. The record is from RefSeq and is a predicted model, not a curated record. The transcript has a single exon. The coding region runs from base 1 to 1785 and encodes 594 amino acids. Gene Ontology annotation, molecular function: heme binding; L-lactate dehydrogenase (cytochrome) activity. Gene Ontology annotation, biological process: lactate metabolic process.
AUGCAAACACUAGGUAGAAGAUCAAUUGCUAUCCGUGCUUGUAGACAAUUCAAGUUUACAAAAGCUUCAAAGAGAGCUCUUACAACAACUACUUUCUCAAAAUCUCGUAAUUUUAAUAAUUCGAAGAAUUUACGUAAUUCUUUAUUAUUAGUUGCUUCAGCUUCAUUUUUAUCAUAUUAUGCGUGGAAUCAAUUUAAUCAUCCUUCUUCAGAUUUGAUCAGUAACGAUAAUGGUCAACCAUCAAAGAAGAAACCUAUCUCUCCAGAUGAGGUUGCUAAACACAAUAAACCAGAUGAUUGCUGGGUUGUAAUCAAUGGUUAUGUCUAUGACGUCACAUUUUUCAUUCCAAACCAUCCAGGUGGUGAAGAUGUCAUUAAAGCAAAUGCAGGUAAAGAUGUCACAGCUAUGUUCAUGCCAUUACAUGCAAAGGGUACCCUCGAGAAAAAUAUUCCAGAGGAUAAACAAUUAGGUCCAUUAAGUAAACCAAUGCCCAAGAAACUCGUGUGUCCUCCUUAUGCACCAGGUGAAUCUCCUUAUGAAAUUAUGACUAAACAAAAAUUGAGAGAUAAUAUGCCUCCUUUAGGUAACAUUUUAAAUUUGUACGAUUUUGAAAGAUUGGCUUCAAAGAUUUUAACUAAUCAAGCUUGGGCCUAUUAUUCUUCUGGUGCAGAUGACGAGAUCACCUAUAGAGAGAAUCAUAAUGCUUAUCAUAGAAUUUUCUUUAAACCACAUAUUUUGGUCGAUGUCGAACAUGUCAAUUUGAAAACUACUAUGUUAGGUGAAACAACUGAAGUUCCAUUUUAUGUAAGUGCUACUGCUUUAUGUAAACUAGGGAAUCCAGAAGGUGGUGAAGUAGAUAUUGCUAAAGGUUGUGGUACUACAAAAUACUCUGUACCUCAAAUGAUUUCUACUUUGGCAUCAUGUUCUCUUGAUGAAGUUGCUGAGGCUAAAGUUAAUGACAAACAAUUACAAUGGUUUCAAUUAUAUGUGAAUUCCGAUAGAAAGAUCACUAGAGAUUUGAUUAAACAUGCAGAAGAUCUAGGUUUAAAGGCAAUCUUUGUCACUGUUGAUGCUCCAUCUUUAGGUAACAGAGAAAAAGAUCAAAAGAUCAAAUUUACAACUCAAAGCACUGGUGGUCCAAAAAUCUUACAAAAGAAAGAAGAACAAAAGAAAGAAAAUAAUUCUGAUGGUGCUUCAAAGGCUUUAUCUAAAUUCAUUGAUCCAUCUUUAUCUUGGGAAGAUAUUGCAAAGAUGAGAAAAUUGACUAAAUUACCAAUUGUUAUCAAGGGUGUUCAAAGAGCCGAAGAUGCCGUUAGAGCCGCUCAAAUGGGUUGUCAAGGUGUCGUAUUAUCUAACCACGGUGGUAGACAACUGGAUUUCUCUAGAGCCCCAAUUGAGGUUCUAGCUGAAACCAUGCCAAUCUUGAAACACCACGGUCUAGACAAGAACUUCGACGUGUUCGUUGACGGUGGUAUUCGUCGUGGUACUGAUAUCUUAAAGGCUUUAUGUUUAGGUGCCACUGGUGUUGGUCUAGGUAGACCAUUUUUGUAUGCUAAUUCAUGUUAUGGACAACAAGGUGUUGCUCAUGCCAUUGAUAUCAUUACAAAGGAAUUAGAAAUGUCUAUGAGACUAUUAGGUGUCAGCAAGAUCGAGGACUUGAAUCCAGGUUUCUUAGAUUUAACUUCAUUACAUUCAAGAAGUGUUGCUGUCGCUAGAGAUUCUCUAUAUGAAAAUGCAUACAGAGAACCACAAUUAGCCAAAUUCUUAAUUGACGACGAUGAUUAG